Molecule: messenger RNA, 1002 nt
Organism: Colossoma macropomum (tambaqui)
Lineage: Eukaryota; Metazoa; Chordata; Actinopteri; Characiformes; Serrasalmidae
Gene: polr2f
Product: RNA polymerase II, I and III subunit F
Exons: 5
Coding region: 184-567 (127 amino acids)
Biological process (GO): DNA-templated transcription
Cellular component (GO): RNA polymerase III complex; RNA polymerase I complex; nucleus
Molecular function (GO): DNA binding; DNA-directed RNA polymerase activity
Source: RefSeq, a predicted model, not a curated record
GGUCCGUUAGAUGUGCUGACCGUGUUUCUGCACGGAAAUAUUAAAAGUGAACACCGAGCGAGGCGAGGGGAGCGUUUCUCGCGGUGUGGCUUUAUAAAGUGUUGAAUAAUUUAGUUUAUUUUACACCAGUUUGGUUUAUUAUCCUUUCUUCUUUUGAGUCGGUGACACUACAGGAACAGCAGCAUGUCUGACAACGAGGACAACUUUGAUGAUGGAGAUUUUGAUGAUGUUGAAGAGGACGAAGGGCUGGAUGACUUGGAGAAUGUUGAAGAUGAGGACCAAGAGAACGUGCAGAUUCUCCCCGCUGGAGAAGGACAGCAGGCGAACCAGAAGAGAAUUACCACCCCAUACAUGACUAAAUAUGAGAGAGCGAGAGUACUGGGUACUCGCGCACUGCAGAUCGCGAUGUGUGCGCCGGUGAUGGUUGAGUUGGAAGGAGAAACAGACCCACUGCAAAUCGCCAUGAAGGAGCUCAAGAGCAGGAAGAUCCCCAUCAUCAUCCGCAGAUAUCUGCCCGACGGAAGCUACGAAGACUGGGGCUGCGACGAGCUCAUCAUUACCGACUAGUUUAACCUAAACACAUGCGCCAUGACACACAACUCAGCACUCACUGACUGGGACAAAAACCAACUGAAUCAACAAGAUCGUGACUGAUAAAGGCUACAAAAGCUAAACAGCUUUCAACUCGGAGAGCUUACAAUCAGUGAGCAUUAGAACCACACGAGUACAGCAGUCAGACCCAAUAAGAAGGAGAAGACGGCAAACUUCAAAUGUUUUGUACAUAACUGCACCCAGGGCAACCAUUCUUUCACACCUUGCUAUGUAAUGUAUUUGCAAGUUUAGAUUCCUCCACUAGAGGGAGCUAAUUACAUUUGCAGAGCACAUUAUGACUAUUUUUUUCAGGUAUGUUCUUUGUGUGAAAUAAUUUUAGUUUGUUUUAUUAAUGGUGGAAAUUAAACUUUUUGUAUUUAAAAAAAAAAAAAAGUUGUGAUGUUGGCCUUC